GAGCGGAACACCGCGCCAUCGCCAUUUUCUGCAUCGGCGAGGCGAACCGUAGCGUGAUUUAGUGCUCGAGGGCAACGCGUUCGCUAUUGUUAAGCGAUGCCGGUUACAUGGUCGUUUUAUGAAGAUUUGCCAUCUCCGCAUUAAUCGGCCGUUAAAGCAGCGAACAGCGCAUUAUUCCCGCAGAUCGUCGUCCAGCCAUGUCGACGGAGGCAGCAGCCGACCAGGCGGCGGCAGAAUAUAUCCCCGAGAAGGUGAAGAAGGCAGAGAAGAAGUUGGAAGAAAAUCCAUAUGACCUUGACGCUUGGAGCAUUCUGAUUCGAGAAGCACAGAACCAACCCAUAGAUAAAGCGAGGAAGACCUAUGAGCGACUUGUGUCGCAGUUUCCGAGUUCUGGCAGAUUCUGGAAGCUAUUCAUUGAAGCUGAGAUCAAGGCAAAAAACUAUGACAAGGUAGAAAAGUUGUUUCAAAGAUGCCUAAUGAAAGUGUUGCAUAUCGACCUGUGGAAAUGCUACCUCUCAUACGUUCGAGAGACCAAAGGAAAACUUCCCAGCUAUAAAGAGAAGAUGGCCCAGGCGUAUGAUUUUGCCCUUGAUAAGAUUGGGAUGGAGAUUAUGUCUUAUCAGAUUUGGGUUGAUUAUAUCAAUUUCCUAAAAGGAGUUGAGGCUGUGGGCUCAUAUGCUGAGAACCAACGAAUCACUGCUGUCCGACGGGUGUAUCAGAGAGGCUGCGUGAACCCCAUGAUCAACAUCGAACAGCUGUGGAGAGAUUAUAGCAAAUACGAAGAGGGAAUAAAUGUGCACCUGGCUAAAAAGAUGAUUGAGGACCGAAGUCGGGACUACAUGAACGCCAGGAGGGUGGCGAAGGAGUAUGAGACGGUGAUGAAGGGGCUCGACAGAAACGCACCCUCGGUGCCGCCACAGAACUCUCCUCAGGAGGCUCAGCAGGUGGAGAUGUGGAAGAAAUACAUCCAGUGGGAGAAGAGCAACCCGCUGCGGACAGAAGACCAGACUCUCAUCACAAAGAGGGUGAUGUUUGCCUAUGAGCAGUGCCUGCUGGUGCUGGGCCAUCAUCCCGACAUCUGGUACGAGGCAGCACAGUAUUUGGAGCAGUCCAGUAAACUGCUGGCAGAGAAAGGGGACAUGAAUAACUCAAAGCUGUUCAGUGAUGAGGCAGCAAACAUCUACGAACGUGCCAUCGGGACUCUUCUAAAGAAGAACAUGCUUCUCUACUUUGCAUUUGCUGACUAUGAAGAGAGUCGCAUGAAGUACGAGAAAGUCCACAGCAUCUAUAAUAAACUGGUGGCCAUUGAGGACAUUGACCCCACGUUGGUCUACAUCCAGUACAUGAAGUUUGCCAGGAGGGCGGAGGGCAUCAAAUCAGGUCGCACCAUCUUCAAAAAGGCCCGAGAGGAUGCUCGCACGCGUCACCAUGUGUACGUGUCGGCAGCGCUGAUGGAAUAUUACUGCAGCAAAGAUAAAUCUGUGGCCUUUAAGAUUUUUGAGCUUGGUUUGAAGAAAUAUGGAGACAUUCCAGAGUACAUACUUGCAUACAUUGAUUACCUCUCACACCUUAACGAGGAUAACAACACUAGGGUUUUGUUUGAGCGUGUCCUCACCUCAGGAAGCUUAUCAGCUGAAAAAUCAGGUGAGAUCUGGUCUCGGUUCUUGGCCUUUGAGAGCAACAUUGGAGACCUGGCCAGUAUCCUGAAGGUAGAGCGCCGGCGCUUCACCGCCUUUAAAGACGAAUACGAGGGCAAAGAAACAGCUCUGCUUGUAGAUAGAUACAAGUUCAUGGACCUGUAUCCCUGCUCGGGCAGCGAACUCAAGGCUCUUGGAUACAAGGAUGUAUCUCGUGCCAAAUUUGCAGCACUUCUACAGGAGACGGUGGUUGCUCCCUCUGUGCCUACACUCAAGGACGAAGUGGACCGUAAGCCUGAGUACCCCAAGCCAGACACCAAUCAGAUGAUCCCCUUUCAGCCACGUCACCUCGCACCUCCAGGGCUGCACCCUGUCCCUGGCGGAGUCUUCCCAGUCCCCCCAGCUGCUGUUGUCCUAAUGAAGCUGCUCCCUCCGCCUACGUGCUUUACUGGCCCCUUUGUUCAAGUGGAUGAGCUCAUGGAAAAUUUCAGGAGAUGCACACUUCCUGAAACUGUCGAUGCUGCUGUCGAGCUCAUCACUGGCAGGCAGCCCGACGCCGGCGGAGAGGGCAACGGAGCUAUGGAGAACCACACAGUCGCCAAGUCCCUGAAAAGGCCUAACGCCGAUUCGGACGAGGAGGACGACAAGGGGGCCGUGGCCCCGCCCAUUCACGACAUCUACCGCGCACGGCAACAGAAGAGGAUUCGAUAAACUAGAACACAGUGAACCUUGAAGAAUGUAAUCUUAACAGGAGGAUAUACAGAUAAACGCAUACAUCUGCUGAUCUAUGUACAGACGUAUCUCACACAUACAAACACGCAUACAGUAUGCACAUCUGAGUGUUUCUGUGGCUUUUGUUUUGUCAACAGUUUUCCUUUUUUAAAGUUGGCCCUUAUACUGUAUAAAAUUUUUAAUUCAGUGUUGAUCUUGUCACACAGCUCAGUUUUGGCCUUGUUAUGUUCGAGGGACGGCAAAGUGAAAGCAAGCUUCCUUUCUUCCUUUUUUUUUUUUUUUUUUUUUAGAUAACUGGAGGAAACAGUUCCUGUCAAUAAAAGUGGAAAAGAAUUUCAA
Molecule: messenger RNA, 2708 nt
Organism: Cololabis saira (Pacific saury)
Lineage: Eukaryota; Metazoa; Chordata; Actinopteri; Beloniformes; Belonidae
Gene: cstf3
Product: cleavage stimulation factor, 3' pre-RNA, subunit 3
Exons: 20
Coding region: 198-2348 (716 amino acids)
Biological process (GO): mRNA 3'-end processing
Cellular component (GO): nucleus
Molecular function (GO): protein binding; mRNA binding
Source: RefSeq, a predicted model, not a curated record